AUGGAGGCAUUUGACAAGCUGAAGAUUGCCUUGACCCACGCUCCUAUUGUGAGAGAGCCUGACUGGAGUAGGCCGUUCGAGAUCAUGUAUGACGUAUCCAACUAUGCGGUAGGAGCGACGCUGGCUCAGCGCGAAGGUUUGCUGAAGAAAUAUUGCAUCAUUCACAAGGUGGCGACGGCUUACCAUCCCCAAACCAAUGGGCAAGCCGAGGUGUCUAACAGAAAGAUAAAGUGCAUACUGGAGAAGAUUGUCAAGCCUCAUAGAAGAGACUGGAUCUCUAGGCUUGGAGAUGCGCUUUGGGCUUAUCGGACAGCUUACAAGACACCCAUCGGCAUGAGUCCGUUCCGCCUGGUCUACGGAAAGGCUUGUCACCUUCCGGUGGAGUUGGAAUACAAAGCUUACUGGGCGGUGAAGGAAUGCAACUUAGGAUUGGGGGGAGCCAGGAUUGAAAGGAAAUUGCAACUACAGAAGUUGGAGUGCCUUCGACUGGAACCGUUGAGACUAAUGCCAGGCAAGUUGAGAUCAAGGCGAGAAAGACCUUAUAGGGUGGAGAAGGCUGAGCCAUAUGGGGUCUUCUACUUGAGUCACCCUUCAAGCCCCACCUUCUUCAAAUUCAAUGGCCACCAUUUGAAGCUGUAUCACGGUGAAAAGAUGAAGAACAACAAGGAGCUGGAGAUCUUCCUCUUGACGGAUCCAGCAAGGGAAGAGGACUAA
Molecule: messenger RNA, 714 nt
Organism: Arachis ipaensis
Lineage: Eukaryota; Viridiplantae; Streptophyta; Magnoliopsida; Fabales; Fabaceae
Biological process (GO): DNA integration
Molecular function (GO): nucleic acid binding
Source: RefSeq, a predicted model, not a curated record